Messenger RNA from Cariama cristata (Red-legged seriema), 5488 nucleotides. RefSeq names its product aggrecan core protein-like. Gene Ontology annotation, biological process: cell adhesion. Lineage: Eukaryota; Metazoa; Chordata; Aves; Cariamiformes; Cariamidae. The record is from RefSeq and is a predicted model, not a curated record. Gene Ontology annotation, molecular function: hyaluronic acid binding.
GAACUGGCAGACAGUAGUGAUGGCCUGGAAGUCAAGAUACCUGAGCAGUCUCCCCUGCGUGUUGUCCUGGGAAGCUCCCUGAACAUCCCCUGUUACUUCAACAUCCCAGAGGAAGAGGAUCUGAACCCACGGAUCAAAUGGAGCAAGCUCUCAAACGGGACAGAAGUCGUCUUGUUAGUGGCCACCGGUGGGAAAAUCCGGCUCAACACCGAGUACAGGGAGGCGAUCUCCUUGCCCAAUUAUCCCGCUAUCCCCACUGAUGCCACUUUGGAAAUCAAGGCGCUGAGAUCCAACCACACUGGGAUUUAUCGCUGUGAAGUGAUGUAUGGGAUUGAGGACAGACAAGACACAAUAGAGGUCCUAGUGAAAGGCAUCGUAUUCCACUACAGAGCAAUCUCCACAAGGUACACCUUGAACUUUGAGAAAGCAAAGCAGGCCUGUAUCCAGAACAGUGCUGUCAUUGCUACUCCCGAGCAGCUGCAAGCUGCCUACGAGGAUGGGUACGAGCAGUGUGAUGCUGGCUGGCUGGCUGAUCAGACUGUCAGGUACCCCAUCCACUGGCCCCGGGAGCGCUGCUAUGGCGACAAGGAUGAAUUUCCAGGAGUGAGGACCUACGGUGUCCGUGAGCCAGAUGAAACCUAUGAUGUUUACUGCUAUGCAGAGCAAAUGCAAGGUAAAGUCUUCUAUGCCACCGCCCCAGAGAAGUUCACCUUCCAAGAAGCCUUCGACAAAUGCCGCAGUUUGGGAGCCCGUUUGGCCACCACGGGAGAGCUGUACUUGGCCUGGAAGGACGGCAUGGAUAUGUGCAGCGCAGGCUGGCUGGCCGAUCGCAGCGUCCGCUACCCCAUUUCCAGAGCACGGCCCAAUUGCGGAGGAAACCUGGUGGGCGUGCGAACAGUGUACCUGUACGUCAACCAAACAGGGUACCCUCACCCCGACUCUCGCUACGAUGCCAUCUGCUAUAGUGGGGAUGACAUUGAGACUCUGGUCCCAGGGCAGUUCAUCGAUGAGAGGGGAGGUGAGUUGGGCAGCGCUUUCACUGUCCAGACCGUCACCCAGACCGAAAUGGAGCUGCCUCUGCCACGCAACGCCACGGAGGAGGAAGCCCGUGGCAGCAUCGCCACCCUGGAGCCCAUUGAGAUCACACCCACAGCCACGGAGAUGUACGAGGGCUUCACCGUCCUGCCCGAUCUCUUCGCCACCGGUGUCACAGUAGAGACAGCUACCCCUGAGGAAGAGAACGUCACCAGGGGGGAUGUCACAGGGGUGUGGGCUGUACCUGAAGAGCUCACCACCAUAGCCUUAGGCACUGUCCUCACCACCGAAAUGGCAGAAGUGAGCUCGGUGGAACAGGUUGUGAUGGUAACUGCCACAUCAGGACUAGAGUCUGCCUCGGCGUUCACAGUGGAAGAUCAGCUUGUGCAAGUGACAGCAGUCCCCGGUCUCGGUCUUCUCCCUGAGCAGCCCGUCUCCCCCACGGGUGUGGUCUUUCACUACCGUGCUGCCACCAGCAGAUACGCCUUCUCCUUCGUCCAAGCCCAGCAGGCCUGCCUGGAGAACAACGCAGUUAUCGCCACUCCCGAACAGCUCCAGGCUGCCUAUGAGGCUGGCUUUGACCAGUGUGAUGCCGGCUGGCUGCGGGACCAGACAGUCAGAUAUCCCAUUGUGAAUCCCCGAAGUAACUGCAUAGGAGACAAAGAGAACUCUCCAGGUGUGCGGUCGUACGGCAUGCGCCCAGCCUCGGAGACCUACGAUGUGUACUGCUACAUCGACAGGCUCAAGGGUGAGGUGUUCUUCGCAACCCAGCCAGAGCAGUUCACCUUCCCAGAAGCUCAGCAGUACUGUAAGAGCCAAAAUGCCACGCUGGCCUCUGUUGGCCAACUUCAUGCCGCCUGGAAGCAGGGCCUGGACAGAUGUUACGCUGGCUGGUUAUCUGACGGCAGCCUUCGUUAUCCCAUCGUAAGCCCCCGUCCCGCUUGCGGGGGGGAUGCGCCUGGUGUGAGAACCGUCUACCAGCACUACAACCAGACGGGCUUUCCUGACCCAUUGUCUCGGCAUCAUGCCUUCUGCUUCAGAGGUCUGCCACCUGCAGAGGAGGAGGGAGUCACCUCGUUCUUUGAAGAUGUGCUGGCAACCCAAGUGAUCCCAGGAGUGGAGGGGAUACCCUCUGGGGAGGAGGUGACUGUGGAGACAGAGUUUGCCACUCAACCUGAGAAUCAGACAGCCUGGGGGACAGAGGUCUUUCCAACUGAUGUGUCGCUGCUCUCAGUAAGUCCAACUGCUUUUCCUCCAACUACCAUAAUACCAGAGGAAACAAGUACCGAUGCUUCCAUCAGCGAAGUGUCAGGGGAAGUGACUGAAUCUGGAGAACAUCAAGUCAGUGGUGAAUUUUCAGCAUCCGGGUGGGUAUCUGGAGUCCCGGAUACAAGUGGAGAACCAGCUUCUGGAGUUUUUGAACUUAGUGGAGAACAUUCAGGGAUCGGAGAAAGUGGAUUACCAUCGGUAGACCUGCAUACCAGUGGCUUUCUACCUGGAGAAAGCGGGCUACCCUCAGGGGACCUGAGUGGCAUGCCUUCUGGCGUUGUUGACAUCAGUGGCCUACCUUCUGCAGAGGAAGAUAUAUCGCUGUCUACUUCAAGGAUACCAGAAGUUAGUGGGAUGCCAUCUGGAGCGGAAAGCAGUGGGCUGCCUUCUGGAUUUAGUGGAGAAGUCUCUGGCACUGAGCUAGUCAGCGGCAUGUCAUCUGGAGAGGAAAGUGGGCUCGCCUCUGGUUUUCCUACUGUCUCCCUUGUGGAUACCACAUUGGUGGAAGUUGUCACAACAGUGCCAGAACGGCAAGAGGAGGGAAAAGGAUCCAUCGGAGUCAGCGGUGAAGGAGAUAUGUCAGGGCUCCCAUCCACUGAGUGGGACACCAGUGGCAGAACCCAAGGUUUACCCUCAGGAACUGAGCUCAGCGGGGAGUCUUCUGGGGUACCUGAGCUCAGUGGGGAGCCCUCCGGAGGGCCUGAGCUCAGUGGGGAGCCUUCUGGGCUUAGUGGGGAGCCUUCUGGGGUACCCGAGCUCAGCGGAGAGCCCUCCGGAGGGCCUGAGCUUAGUGGGGAGCCUUCUGGGGUACCCGAGCUCAGCGGGGAGCCCUCUGGAGGGCCUGAGUUCAGCGGGUUGCCCUCAGGACUGGAUGUCAGCGGAGAACCAUCUGGAACUCAUGAGGUCAGUGGCCUGGUGGACCUAAGUGGCCUUACUUCUGGUAUUGAUGGAAGCGGUGAGGCCUCGGGCAUUACCUUUGUAGAUACCAGUUUGGAGGAAGUGACAACAACCCCCUCAAUUACAGGAGCAGAAGCAAAAGAGAUUUUGGAAAUCAGUGGAUUGUCUUCAGGAGGAGAAGAUGCAUCAGGCAUGGUAUCUGGGAGUUUAGACAUCAGUGGUGAGCCUUCUGGGUAUGUAGACUUUGGUGGGAGUGUUUCUGGAGUGCUCGAGAUGAGCGGACAUCCGAGUGGAGUGAUUGACAGCAGUGGAGAAGUCUCUGGAGUUGAUGUCACCAGUGGCCUACUGUCGGGAGAGGAAAGUGGGCUCACCUCUGGCUUUCCCACAGUCUCUCUUGUGGAUACAACUUUGGUGGAAGUUGUAACACAGACGUCGGUUGCACAAGAGGUGGGAGAAGGGCCAUCUGGGGUAAUAGAAAUCAGUGGAUUUCUUUCGGGAGACAGAGGACUAUCUGGAGAAGGAUCCGGAGCCGUGGAGACUAGUGGGUUUCCUUCAGGGACACAAGACUUCAGUGGAGAGCCAUCUGGGAUCCCGUACAUCAGUGGAGACAUUUCUGGAGCCACAGAUCUAAGUGGACAAUCUUCAGCAGUGACUGAUGUUAGUGGGGAGGCCUCAGGGCUUCCAGAAGUCACUUUAGUCACUUCUGAUUUAGUAGAAGUUGUGACAAGACCAACAGUAUCACAGGAACUAGGGGGGGAAACAGCUGUCACUCCCUACAGUUUUGGGCCAAGUGGUGAGGUCUCUGCAUCUGGUGAACUAAGUGGGGAAACAUCUGCAUUGCCAGAAAGAGGUAUAGAAACAUCAACAGCUUAUGAAAUCAGUGGUGAAACAUCUGCAUUUCCUGAAAGUGCUAUAGAAACAGCCAGGAUUCAAGACAUCAGUGGGGAAACAUCUGCAUUUCCUGAAACCAGUGUAGAAACGUCCACGAUUCAUGAAAUCAGUGGGGAGACAUCUGCAUUUCCUGAAUUUAGCAUAGAAACAUCAACAAUUCAAGAAAUCAGUGGAGAAACAUCUGCACUUCCUGAAAUUAUCACAGAAACAUCCACAAUUCAAGAAGUAAGUGGGGAAACCUCUGCAUUUCCUGAAAUUAGCACAGAAACAUCCACAAUACAAGAAAUCAGUGGGGAAACAUCUGCAUUUCCUGAAAUUAGAAUAGAAACAUUCACAAGUCAAGAGGCCAGGGGUGAAACAUCUGGCUACCCUGAAAUUAGAAUAGAAACAUCCACAGUCCAUGAAACCAGUGGAGAAACCUCUGCCUUUCCUGAAAUUAGCAUAGAAACUUCAACAGUACACGAAAUCAGUGGAGAAACAUCUGCCUUUCCUGAAAUUAGCAUAGAAACUUCCACAGUCCAUGAAAUCAGUGGAGAAACAUCUGCCUUUCCUGAAAUUAGCAUAGAAACUUCCACAGUCCAUGAAACCAGUGGAGAAACAUCUGCCUUUCCUGAAAUUAGCAUAGAAACUUCAACAAUACACGAAAUCAGUGGAGAAAGUUCUGCAUUUCCUGAAAUUAGAAUAGAAACAUCCACAAAUCAAGAAACCAGGGGUGAAACAUCUGCCUAUCCUGAAAUUAGUAUAGAAACAUCCACAGUUCAUGAAACCAGUGGGGAAACAUCUGCAUUCCCUGAGAUUAGUGUAGAAACACCAACAAGUCAAGAAGCCAGGGGUGAAACAUCUGCCUAUCCCGAAAUUAGCAUAGAAACAUCCACAGUUCAAGAAGUAAGUGGAGAAACCUCUGCAUUUCCUGAAAUUAGAAUAGAAACAUCCACAAGUCAAGAAGCUCGGGGUGAAACAUCUGCAUUUCAUGAGACUAAUAUAGAAACAUCCACAGUCCAUGAAACCAGUGGAGAAGCAUCUGCAUUGCCUGCUGCUAACUUCGAAACAGCUGCCACAUCUUUGGCCAGUGGUGAGCCCUCUGGUGCUCUGGAGAGGAAGGAAAUUCCUGACGCAACAUCUGGAGCUGUGACACACUCGAUUGCAGCCGUUUCAGGAGAAACCUCUGUCCCAGAUGUUGUAAUUAGUACCAGUACUCCAGAUGUUGAACCAACACAGGCACCCAGGAACCCUGAAGAGGCUCAGCUUGAAAUAGAGCCCUCCCCUCCCGUGGUGUCAGGACAAGAGAUGGAGACAGCUGUUGUUCUAGAGAAUUCCCAUCUGCUGGCCACCGCGACUGCUGACCUGCCUCAAGUCUCCCAAGAAGCAAUAGACACAUUAGGACCCACUACAGAAG